Molecule: messenger RNA, 4003 nt
Organism: Gasterosteus aculeatus aculeatus (three-spined stickleback)
Lineage: Eukaryota; Metazoa; Chordata; Actinopteri; Perciformes; Gasterosteidae
Source: RefSeq, a predicted model, not a curated record
UUUUUUAGUACUUUUUAGCAAAUAUAUUGUUUUUAUUGUAGAUAUCAUCAUUUACAAUAUGACAGAACGGAGAACAUAAGCCACCAUACUAAAAUAAGGAACAGGCAGGAAUCCAACAUGGUAUCCCAACGUAAGGUAACUGUAAAAGGAAACUGUUAUAAACACAAAUACAGGAGAAAGGAAAAAGAUAACAACGAAAACAAAUUGUUAGUGUAAGAAGUAGCGUUUUAUAUUGAAAGGUGUUUCACUUCCGCUCGUGUUCCGCAUUCGGCCGGCCGGCCUGACGUCACAUCCUGGCACUUCACCUCCACCUUCCAUGACGAGGAACAAUUUACAAAGGCGGUGUCGGCAUUCUUUGUAAACGUCGGCGGCGGUUUCAUCAGCAGCUCUUUUGCCGGGAGAGGAGUCGCUCUCAUCCGCACCCCCCCCCCCUUUUGUAGUAACCUUAAAUCCGUGCUAAAUGGCGGAAUAACGGGUGAACAAAGAUGAGAAAAACUCAUCAGAAAAGGUCGCUCGGGGGCCAAAGCCAGGUGCACAGGACGAGCCGGGACUUCACGUCUUUGAGAUAACACACCAUGCUGCUGCCCGGGCUGACCCACCUGGACCACCAGAGACACGGAUGGCGGCUCCUCGCCAGAACCCUGACCCAAGCCCACGUCGGCUCCUUUGCACACCGCGGUGAACUGCGUCGGGCCAAGAGGAUCGUAGUGAAGCUCGGCAGCGCGGUGGUCACCCGUGGCGAUGAAUGCGGCCUGGCUCUGGGGAGGCUGGCCUCCAUUGUGGAGCAGGUGGCCAUGCUGCAGAACCAAGGCAGGGAGAUGAUGAUCGUCACCAGUGGAGCCGUGGCGUUUGGCAAGCAAAGAUUAAGACACGAGAUCCUGCUGUCCCAGAGUGUCCGACAGGCGCUGCACUCAGGACACAAUCAGCUCAAAGACGUGUCUCUGCCAGUGCUGGAGGCCCGGGCCUGUGCUGCGGCGGGACAGAGCGGCCUGAUGGCGCUGUAUGAGGCCAUGUUCACCCAAUACACCACUUGCACGGCACAGGUCCUCGUGACUAAUCUGGAUUUCCACGAUGACCAAAAGCGGCAGAAUCUGAACAGCACGCUGCGGGAGCUGCUGCGUAUGAACAUCGUGCCCAUCAUCAACACCAAUGAUGCCGUGGUGCCGCCGCCGGAGCCCAACAGCGACCUGCAGGGGGUGAUCAGCAUCAAGGACAACGACAGCCUGGCGGCGCGGCUGGCUGUGGAGAUGAAGGCCGACCUCCUCAUCGCGCUGUCUGACGUGGAAGGAUUGUACAACAGCCCCCCUGGAACAGACGACGCCAAGCUCAUUGACAUCUUCUACCCUGGAGACCAGCAGUCCAUCAUCUAUGGCACAAAGUCCAGAGUUGGAAUUGGAGGCAUGGAGGCCAAGGUUAAGGCUGCCCUGUGGGCCCUGCAGGGGGGCACCUCAGUGGUCAUCGCAAAUGGCACCCACCCCAAAGUAACGGGUCACGUCAUCACUGACAUUGUGGAGGGCAAGAAAGUGGGAACUUUUUUUUCUGAGAUCCAACCUGCUGGCCCAACGGUCGAGCACCAGACUGAAAUGGCACGUAUCUCUGGAAGAACGUUGGCAUCUCUGCAACCACAUCAGAGGAGUGAGAUCAUCUGCCGUCUUGCAGAGCUGUUGACUGAAAAAAGUGAAGAGAUUCUCACUGCCAACAAGACGGACAUGGACCUCGCUGUACAUGCAGGCCAUUUGCCACCCGCCAUGCUAAAGCGCCUGAGUUUGUCACCAGCCAAACUCACCGCGUUGGCCGUCGGUCUGCGGCAGAUUGCUGUGGCGGCUCGGGACAGCGUGGGCCGCGUGCUGCGCAGGACCAGGGUGGCUCACAACCUGGAGCUGGAGCAGAUAACCGUGCCCAUAGGAGUCCUUCUGGUCAUCUUCGAGGCCCGACCUGACUGCCUUCCCCAGGUGUCCGCAUUGGCCAUAGCCAGCGGUAACGCCCUCCUGCUGAAGGGAGGCAAGGAGGCCGCCAACACCAACCGGAUCCUCCACCAGCUCGCCCAGCAAGCCCUUUCCGUGCACGGAGUCGGAGAGGCAGUGCAGCUGGUGAGCACUCGUGAGGAUGUGGAGGAUCUGUGCCGACUGGACAAGAUGAUCGACUUGAUUAUCCCUCGAGGAUCCUCCCAGUUGGUCAGGAACAUCCAGCGGGCCGCGAAGGGCAUUCCGGUGUUGGGCCACAGCGAGGGGAUCUGCCACGUCUACGUCGACGGGGAAGCCAGUGUGGACAAAGUCAUCAAAAUCGUCAGAGACUCCAAGUGCGACUACCCGGCUGCAUGUAACGCCAUGGAGAGCCUGCUGAUCCACAGGGACGUCCUCAGGACGCCGCUGUUUGACCAGAUCGUUGACAUGUUGCGCGCCGAACGGGUCAAGAUUCACGCAGGCCCUCGGUUCGCCUCCUACCUGGCGUUCAGCCCGUCGGAGGCAAAGUCCCUGCGGACCGAGUACGGCGAUCUGGAGUGCUGCAUUGAGGUGGUGGACAGCAUGCAGGAGGCUGUGGACCACAUUCACAAGUACGGCAGUUCCCACACGGACGUCAUCGUCACAGAAAAUGAGGACACAGCUGAGCAGUUCCUGCAGCUGCUGGACAGCGCCUGUGUUUUCUGGAACGCCAGCUCCCGCUUUGCUGAUGGCUACCGCUUUGGACUUGGAGCAGAAGUGGGUAUCAGCACCGCGCGGGUCCACGCCCGAGGACCCGUGGGGCUGGAGGGGCUGCUCACCACCAAGUGGCUCCUGAGAGGCGACGGGCACGCUGCGGCGGACUUCUCCGAGCAGGGUUCCAUGGAGUACCUCCACCAAGAGCUGCCUGUGGAGCGGCCUCCUGCUGGGCAGAGGGAAAGCAACUAGACCAGAGGCGUCCCGCCCACUGGGCCUUCAUGUUCAGCAGCAGCUCCCCUCUGGUGUUCCUGUUUACACUUCAGAACAUCUCUAAGAGUUUACACAAGUUUGCGUUCUACCUCGGCCUGUGGUUCUUUCACACCAGUUGGGUGAGUCAAGCAGAAUGGGGGAAGCUAAGAUGAAAUACUUGAGACUAAAUCUAUGCUGAUUCACAGAAGUUCUUCACUGUUAUAUGCACAAUUACAGAGACGCAGUCGUUGGCGAAAGGCUCCCAUCGUAAGUGCUCAUUUAAACAAACGGUACAGCGGUGUUGUUGUUUCCAGCUAAUUUAAUCAGUGGCACAGUUUGUGAUUCUCUCUAGCUUUAAAAACACAGUAUCAUGAUUAUGGGCAAGUUGUAUCUUUAUCUAUGAUGCAUUUAUUUGAUGUUGUAUAUCAUUCUGACCAGAAGAAGUUCCUGCUCUAAAUGUACAUAUAUUCUAUAAUAAGGCCUCAUUUUAUUUUAGCUGAUUGCAUUGGCUCAUGCUGACUCUAAAGUAUGUGCUUUCUUUGUUCAUGCAACAACCCUUUUUUUAUUUUUCUUGCUGUUAUUUCAGAUUGAAGUUCUUUCUAAAUGUACAGGUAUUAUUUUAGAUGUUGAUCUAUUUGUAGUUUCAGGUUAGGAACGAAUGCUGUAACAUUUUAGACAACAGCACUUUCUCUUAGUUUAACUCAAUCCAGGUGUGUUACAGAUUGAGAUUUCCUCGUAUUGAAACUUAAUGACAUUUAUUCUCCACAUUCAGAAAUGUAUCUCUUUUAUUUGACAGCAAUCCAAGGUAGAAUACUUUUUAAAGCAUCCAUUUUAGAGAAAAAACCCCUUCUUGUUCCAACUUAUGCCCAUUGUUCCAAGCCUUGCGCUCUCCUGCUCGUUCAUCGCGAUGCCCAAAGCCUCCGUCAGAGCAGCAACGGUAAUUGACAAGCUGCCUCCUUCAAGCUGGAGGGGCAAAUGCGACGGCUUUUAAAUUAAGCCCUGUAACAUUCCAGCCUCUGAGCUCCUUUCUGAUGUCUUACAACGCGCACCUAAGGAUUGGUUUGGCUUGUAUAAUAGCAAUGUUUUAGAAUAAAAAGAAAUGUUGAAAGAGAAUA